AGAAUGGGGAGUGAUUGGAACCAGAUGAUGUCUCAAUAUGGAAGCUUCCUUAGCUAGAUUGACGAGCAGCCUAUCGGAACACAAUAUUCUGAAUUUCCAGUUGAUGGCCAACCCGAGGGCUCAAGAACACCAGCUGUUACUAAAAAACCAACUCAAAGAACUAAGCUAGCAAACUUCACUGCUGAAGAGGACACAAGGGUAUGCCAUGCAUGGCUUGCUGUUAGUUGCGAUCCCAUUAUUAACACAGGGCAGAAACGUCAAGGAUUUUGGAGUAGAAUUACUCAAUCAUACAACUCAAGACGAGGAACAUUGCCAGAAAGGUCCACAAAAUCUUUGAUGAGUAGAUGGGAUACUAUCAAAACACAGUGUUCCACUUUUGCUGGAUACAUGAUGGCAGUCCUCCGACAGAAUCCUAGUGGACUCAGUGACGCAGACAAGACAUCACUGGCAGCUUCUAGGUUUGCAGCAAUUGAGAAGAAGCCUUUCCACUUUUUACACUGUUGGGCCAUUCUUAAGGACCAACCAAAAUGGAUGGACAACCACAUGGGUCAACAACAACAGCAAGCCAACGCUAAUCCCACACAUUCUAACACUGUCGAUUUGGAUGCAGAAGAAUCUGUACCAUCAAGCUUCACAUCCAAGAGGCCACUUGGUCGAGAUUCUUCGAAGGAAAAGGCAAAGAGGACUAAAUCUGUGGACACAUCUUCAUCAGAUUUUGAGUUUAUGACACGCAUGGGUGAUCUUUCUUUGGAGCGCCUGUCAGUGUACAAAACAGCUGUUACAACUGAGGAAAAGAAGUUGGAUUCAAUGAACAGAAAUGAGAGGCAGAAAUUGCUCCUUGAAAAGAAGAAGUUGAACCUAGAGAAAUUAAGGCUUGAAAGGCAGAAACUAAAGGAGGACAAGGAAGAGGAGAUAAUGAUCUUAAGCAUGGAUUUGAGCAAAUGUAACCCUCUACUCCGCCAGUACUAUGAAGCCAAGCAACAAGAGAUACUGGCAAGGGUUACUGGGUCUACUUCAUCUGGCCAGUGAAGGUUCCUUACUUAAUAUGUUUGUUUGUCAUUUAUGAAUGAGGCGUACUCGGACUUGUUUCUGUGAGCUUGCUGUCGUCAGACCCUAAUCUGGUUUGUACCAGAUUUUGUUAGGUCGUCUUUGAACUAUUUGUUUUCAAGUUUUUGUUUUCAACUAUUUGUCAUGGUUUGUACCUGAAUGUUUUACUAUAUGUGUUCAACUAUUUGGUUUCAUGAACUGUGAGCUUGGUGCAGUUUUUGCUUUCAAGUUUAUGUUUAACAUGUGGUUGCAUGACAGUAGUACUACUUGUUAUUGAAUUGAAACAACAACAUGAGACACUACGACACUUCGACACUAAGACACAUAGUACACACACUUGAUAACAACAGACAUGACACUAAAACAAACAGUACAACAAUGUAAAGUAAACAAAGACAGUUCGACAGUAGAUAAGAACAGCCAUGACACAACAUGUUUCAUUGCGUCCUAUGCAACUCCGGAUCCAUGUCGCGCCAGUGAUGGUGUAUCAGAUCUACCUGAAGCUGAGUAUAUUUGUUGCGGUCUUUCAGUUGGUUGUACCUUUGAUUGACGAAGUCGUUGCGCUCUUCCAUUGAACCUUGAGUUGUGUCUGCCAGCACUCCGAUGUUUUCAAAGGUUGUGUUCAAAGACAAUGGACCUUCGUCUUCUACUAUCAUGUUGUGCAAUAU
This is a messenger RNA of Zea mays, 1715 nucleotides long. RefSeq lists its product as uncharacterized. The transcript has 2 exons. The coding region runs from base 337 to 1029 and encodes 230 amino acids. Lineage: Eukaryota; Viridiplantae; Streptophyta; Magnoliopsida; Poales; Poaceae. The record is from RefSeq and is a predicted model, not a curated record.